Molecule: messenger RNA, 4512 nt
Organism: Oryza sativa Japonica Group (Japanese rice)
Lineage: Eukaryota; Viridiplantae; Streptophyta; Magnoliopsida; Poales; Poaceae
Product: ankyrin repeat-containing protein At2g01680
Cellular component (GO): plasma membrane
Molecular function (GO): protein binding
Source: RefSeq, a predicted model, not a curated record
CCCAUAUGAGUGUCCUAUAUAUAUAUAUAUAUAUAUAUAUAUAUAUAUAUAUUUCGAAGAUUAUGUCAAAAUCUAAAAAUAUUUAUAUUUUACGAACGGAGGGAGUACAACACACUCGCGCACCUACAAAGUACGCCCUAAAUUCAAUAUUUACGAGUAUCCGAAUUUGAGUAUGUGUGGACUCUGUCAUCGGUGCUUGGUACGUGUUCGUGCAACUGCGCACCCUUGCAAGUCAUGAAGACUAGAAUACGUCAAAUGCUUCUUCCUAUCAACGUCUAAUUCAAUUUUAUGUUUGGAUUAGAAACUAUCAAGUGUUUGUCAGGAGUAGUUAUGCCUAAUAAACAGUAGUAUUCUACUAUACUAUUAUUAUUCCCAUUACAAAUAACGUUACCUUUUCGUUAUGAGUUCUACUUUCGAUAAAAAACACUUGUACUCCCUUUUUUUUAAACAUUUAUACUCCCUUAAUUAUCUUGCUAGAUAUUUUUAAUGGAACAACGCAUGCACUACUACAUAUCCGGACAUCAGUGAUGGGUCAUCCGUAAUGGGUCAACAUGACUUUUUAGAAAUGAAUUGUCUCUAACGGACCGAAAAAUAACUAGUUUAAGAUAUGACUAAUGGGAAGGGCCCAUCAUAGAUGUGAGGUCAUCUGUGACGGAUGGUAGUUAUAACCUGUCAGAUCACAACUAUGGCUCGUCACAAAUAUCAUCAUAAAUGAGACCACUCAUCUCUGACGGGUCUUUAACACCAUAUAUCACAGAUAACGGGUGCCAAUUAUGACCCAUCACUGAUAAGGGAAAAUUCAAAAUUUUAAAUUUUGCAAAAAAAAAUCUCGGAUUUGGGACAUGCCUUGUAUAAAAGUUGUUGCUCUCAAUGAUAUAUACAACUUUAUAACUAACAUCAUUUCCAUUUUAAAUCAUUGAAAUCCCUGUAUAUGCAUUACAAGUGAUGAGAUCUACUUAUAAAAAAGAAAUUUUGAGUUUUUUCAAAUGACCUGAUGGAAACAUGCCCCACAUCAAAGUCAUUGAGCUCAACUAGAUCUACAAAACUAUAAUUGACAAUAUUUUCAUUUGAGAUAGUUUAAGGUGAGAUCUAUUUUGAAAAAUGAAAUUUUGAAUUAUUCAAAUGACAUCGAAUGGAGAUAUUCUCUAUGCAAUAGUUUUAUAACACAAUGAGAUCUAUAAUUCUUUAGUUGAUAAUGUUUUCAUUUGAAGUUAUUUAGAGUAUUAAAUAUAUAUUAAAUGAUUCGAACAUGCAUAGACAAAAUAAUAAUAUUGAAUGAGUAAUCAAUAUGUGUUGAGUAGGUGAGUUGGUAAAGGUGCUCUUUGGGGAGGUGGAGGUCUUAAGUUUAAAACUCAUAAUACACAUGCAUGUAUAUAUUGCAAAAAAAAAAGUGGAUUUGUAGGUAGUGAUAUGUGACCAUGUACAGGAUGGCUAGUAUUCAAAAUAUGUUACUCAUCCAGAUCUACAACACUAUAUGCAAGUUGUCUUAAUUGAAUGCAUCAAUUAUACUUUUGCAGGAGUUUGAUGAAUUGUUGUUACAGGGAUAAUGUUUCUAUUCAAAUGGAUGGAUCAAUCCCUCCAAAACCACCGAGGUAUACUGCUUCCUUAGGCACAUGCAAGCCAUGCAACCGCACGGGGCCCCUAAUUUUUAGGUGGCCCAAAAUUUUAUGGUUCAAUAUAAUUAGGAUCUCUAGAUUCUUUUUUUUUUUCAAAUUUCACUUCUUCAGUUCCACUGAACCAGCUAGAACGAGUUAUUUUUGGGUACCAUUUCAUAUCUUUUAGUUAAAAAUAUUAGACUAGUAAAAUAUAAAUAAAACUAAAGUUUAGACUGAAACCAAAUCAACUUUUUAUAUAUCAGUUAUGUAUUUAAAAGUUAUUUUGUCGGAAAGAAAAUUUGGAUUCUAUAUCAAGUACAACUCUACAUUUCUUAAAUAUUACAACUCCACCUCACUUACGAGUUGCUAAUUAGUAAUUCAAUAUUUCAGGAAAUAUUAAUUUAAAAUAAAAUUUGGGCUCUAGAACUAGUACGACUCAAUACUUGUUAAUUUCAAGUUUUUCGAAUUAUUAAAUUAUGGAAAACUUGACCCAAUACCUAUUGAGUUUGUAUUCAUUGAUUCCAAAUUUUAGAAAUAAUAUUUAAUCGAUGGAAAACUUAAAUUAAUAAUCCAUGACAAUUACAAUUUUGUAUAUUUAUUAAUGUAACAAAAUGGUGUUAAUUCUAUAUAUAUGCGUGCAAAUCUCCUACUUUGGUAUAUACUAAAUAAUUAUAACUAUGUAUGUUUAUAACCCAGUUGCCGCCAGCCUCAAAGGGAAACUCACAAUAACUCUGAGAACACGGGUGCCACUGGUAACGAUCAGGCUCAGGAUGAGGGUUUUCUACUCCAUGUCGUAGCAGCCAAUGGGGAUGGUGAAAACUACAGGAAAUGCGCGACAUUGCUCUCUGGGAUGGAUAAAACACGUCUCUUCGCACGCAACAGCGAGAAUAAGACCGCUCUAGAGUGUGCAGCAAAUGCUGGGUACACCAAUAUGGUUUUUCAUCUCCUUGACAUGGAGCGAAAACACAAUUUUUGUGGACUGAACACUAAACCAAAUGAGAUCUUGAAGAAGACAAGUGGACGCUCAGAGACACCGUUGCACGAGGCAGUGAGGCAGCGUUGUGAACGUAAGAUUGAAGAGUUGAAGGGCAAGGACAGUGGUUUAGCGCGUGUCCCGGACAUAAACGGCAUGUCUCCGCUCUACCUCGCCAUCCCCUUGGGAUACAGAGACAUCGUUGAUAAGCUAACCUUAACCUUUGGUGAUGCGAAUCUGUCCUACGAUGGACCAAAUGGACAAAAUGUGCUACAUGCUGCGGCUCUUCAGAGUGCAGAACUCUGAAUUGAUUCUAGGAAGGAGAGGAGAUCUCAUGAAUAAAGCUGAUUGGUCUGGAAGUACACCUCUUCACUUUGCAGCAUCAGUAGGAGUUCAGGGCGUAACAACUGCGCUGCUUGAUGGCAUAGACCAAGAUCGCAGAACGGACUACACCCAACGGCCCGACAACAAUGGGAUGUUCCCCAUACACAUAGCUGCUUCUGUUGGUUCAAUGGACACAAUCACCUCAUUGGUCAAUGCCGAUCAAGACUGUGCCACUCUUCGUGAUAAUGUUAAAGGUAGAACAUUGCUUCAUAUCGCCAUUGAGAAUCGGAAGUACAAAGUAGUCAAAUUGGUGUGCAAAGAUCCGAGGUUCAAGGAAACUCUGAAUUUGGAGGACAACGACGGUAAUACUGCAUUACAUCUUGCUGUAAAGAAAAGAGACGAGUACAUCUUCACGUAUCUCCUACAGAAUAAGGCCGUGGAGCUCAACCAUGUCAACCUAGAAGGCUAUACACCACUCGAUCUUGCAAAAGUGAUAAGGAUGGAAGACUACUUUGCCUCUCCCCAGAACCCAACAGAAUGGAUGGUGAGGGUAUUGGCUCAUUCUGGAGCCGUCUUCAGUCCUCGUAGGCGUGAUGAACUGAUCCGUGGUGGUAGCUCUCAAGAACAAGAAAAGCACGGGAAAACCCUUUCAGAGUCGACUGAAAGCGUGUUGGUCGCAUCGGCGCUUAUCGCGACACUGACUUUCGCUGCAGCAUUCACCAUGCCAGGGUCCUACAGAACGACAGGCCCAAAGGAAGGCACGCCAGCACUGGGUGCCCUCUACGGUUUCAAGGUUUUCCUCGUCGCCGACAUCUUGGCUUUCUUCUGUUCCGUUGCGGCCACCUUCAGCCUUGCCGAGUACGGGAACCGCGGGACGGUGGAUCCCCUUGUCCGCUGUCGGUACUCACAGCGUGCCGUGUGGCUCUUCCAUGUCGCCCUCAGGAGCAUCAUAGUAGCCUUCGCGUUCGGGGUCUCGGUGGUGAUGUGGAACAUUUCUCUCAGUGCCAUCAGCAUCGGUGGUGUAGCCACUAUCGCUGUCGUGUUCUACGGGAACGUUCCUCUUGGUCAAGAUUUCAGGCUUAUGUUGCUGAUGCACCGCAGGUUUGGCUUCUCACGUUCUUGGAACCUGUAUCCUUCUACGGCCUCUCAUCUCAACUGGACAUCCUGGCAGCUCAAAAGCUUUUCCGCGACGCUGGUUUGGAAUCUGAUGAAUCUUUUUUGGACUUAUGUCCUCAUAUUUGCACUUGCUGGCUUCGCUCAACUGAAGCAGAAACAUUAACAGAUCACUUCAAAAUUCGUCAGGGUGAUAAUUCUGUUGGGAUUCACAGGGCAUUUAAUUAUUUUGUUUUCUGUUUUCUUGCAUUCCAUUCCCAAAUUGAUGUCCACAUGUCGUCCUCACCAGUUAGUCGGAGCCAUAUGUAUUUCCUUUUCUUCCAUUUUAUUUGUAUUACUAAUGUAUAAUGACAUGUUUAAUGUUUAAUUAUUGUGUUCCCCGUUGUAGAGAUUAUGGGUACCGGGUACCUCAUGGCUGGGCUAUCCGACUGGUUAUAGGAGAUAGAUCAUGUAUAUAGAAUAUAUGUAUAAGAAUAGAACUCAUGUAUUACGUUUACUUGUGUAUCA